This is a messenger RNA of Notodromas monacha, 642 nucleotides long. NCBI's taxonomy places the organism in Eukaryota, Metazoa, Arthropoda, Ostracoda, Podocopida, Cyprididae. The record is from the annotation of a GenBank genome assembly.
AUGCCUGGGUUGCCAACGACUCCGACGGUUAUAACGACAACAACGACGACAACGACACCUGCGCCUGUGACACAGGCAGCUCCAGCCAGCGCACCCGGCGCUGCAGCACUAGGUGGCAACGCUGACUUCGCAUCCAUCAUUUCCCGCGUGCUCGCACUGAGGGCGCAGCAUACUGGCGCCGCGCCACCCCCAGAACUCCAAGCCCUCUUGGGUACUUUAACCACGACCACCACUGCGUCUCCGACUCCGGAAAUCCCGUCUUCCACUUUGCCACCGACAGUGGUUCCCUCGUCCAGCUUGGACCCUCUGAGUGCUCUUCGACAGAGGGGCUUCGAUUUGUCGCUGUUCGGACCGCAAUCGCUCGGGCAAUCGUUUUCACCGGUUUUCCAGCAACCCGCUACUACGACCCCGGUCCCGACUACCACGACUACCCUGCCUCCACCGCCACCAGAGUUUGAUCUCGUUCCGAGAUCAGCGGCUGCUUCUCGACCAUCAGUUGCAAAUCCUGUACAAUCAAACGUCAUUCCAGAAGUGGUAACACCAGCUCCUCCUCCACCACCACCACCGUCGACCACGACCACAACCGAGGCUCCAACACCUCCACCGAGUCCAUCACCAAUUGUCGAAUUAGCUUCAGCGUGA